CACAACAAAAACCGUUUUCCCCAACUAAAAGCUCCUCACACCGAACCUAACCUCAUCAACACAUUUGUCGAAUCGUCACUCCAAAAGUAAAAAUUCACAUUUGCAAUGUUUAAGUUUACCGGCGCGGCGGCUCCGGCUGCGCCUAUGACGGCAUCACCUCCCAAUCCACUUAACCGGCCGGUGAUGUUCCCUUGUUCGUCAAGGCGAUCCCUUUCUCUGCCUCUCCGGAGCUCAAAACCCAUCAAACCUCUCGCAAUUAUCGAUCUCAAAGGGGGCAAAGGAAUGGGCGGGUUCCACGAGGUAGAGCUCAAAGUUCGUGAUUAUGAAUUGGAUCAGUUUGGCGUUGUCAACAAUGCUGUCUACGCUAACUACUGCCAACACGGCCGACACGAGUUUCUGGAGAGUAUCGGUAUCAACUGUGAUGAAGUCGCACGUUCUGGCCAAUCCUUAGCUAUUUCUGAGUUGACUAUAAAGUUUCUUGCACCUUUACGCAGCGGAGACAGGUUUGUGGUGAAAACGAGGGUAUCCGGGUCAUCUGCUGCGCGUAUUUACUUUGAUCAUUUCAUCUUCAAAUUUCCAAAUCUAGAGCAUGUCUUACAAGCAAAAGGAGUAGCUGUAUGGCUUGACAACAAGUACCGUCCUGUUCGUAUCCCUCCUCACAUCCGCUCUAAAUUUGUUCAGUUCCAACGCCAAGAAGACGCCGUCUGAUUUGUACCUCACUCAUAUGGAGUAGUAGAAUCGGAUACAGUUUAGACUUUCUUAUGCGCUUCUUGGAAUACAUUAAAAGCUUAAAACAUCAGAUAGAUGUAAAUUAUCGUGUUCUUCUCCU
Messenger RNA from Brassica oleracea var. oleracea, 829 nucleotides. RefSeq lists its product as uncharacterized. NCBI's taxonomy places the organism in Eukaryota, Viridiplantae, Streptophyta, Magnoliopsida, Brassicales, Brassicaceae. Gene Ontology annotation, molecular function: fatty acyl-[ACP] hydrolase activity. Gene Ontology annotation, cellular component: chloroplast. Bases 106 to 708 code for a protein of 200 amino acids. The transcript has 5 exons. The record is from RefSeq and is a predicted model, not a curated record.